AUGGUUCACACUAAAAAUCCAGCUAAACUUCGAAGCAACAAUAUUGUAUCCUCGACUCCAGUAUCACUACUUUCUGAGAAUCAGCUGUCUGAUGCUUCAGAAAACAUAAGCCUAUCGCUUCCUGUGCUAUCCGAAGAUGUCCUCAAAACAUCUGACAUACCUUUAGCAACCUGUUCAUCUUCUAACAACCAUGUCUGCUGUGAUGUUAUAAAUGGACCGAGUAAUGGAGUUGAGACAGAGAUGCCAGCUCAGUUAGCAAAACUGUACACUGCUAAUACUCCUGAAGCAAUCGAAUUUGGCCAAUGUAUUAGAAGCUAUAAUAAUAUGUUCGCAUUCACGUCUCUGGGAGUUCAUUCUGAUAAAGAGUUGAAUAAGAGAGACAGGGAAUCUAUGCAUUCAGAUUUAAGAGGCUUUGAAGACAUUUAUAACCAUAAAAUUUUCUUAAACUCGCACCCUUCUCUAGACCAGCGUGUGUAUAACACUCCAACAAUCUCUCAAGUGGCUACCAUAUGGACAGAAAAUGACCUUAAUAUAGGAGAUUCUUCUCAGCAUAUACAGGUCUAUCCAAGGAGUGGUAGACCACAAAUCAUUAAAGACUACUUUGGAUAUUAUGACACGUUACAGUAUCCCUUAAUUUUUGCAAGAGGUGAGACUGGAUGGCAUGAAGGUAUACAAAGAAUUUUUAAAGAUCAGCAGUCUGUACAAGAUUCCUUGACAUGUCAGGGCCAUGAUAUCCAUAUAGGCCAUUGUUCUUCUGCAGAGGAAAUAAUUUCAGCUGAGAAUGCAGUUUUACAGAAAAGAAAGAAAAAAAGGAACACUGUCUGUCGUGAAUACUAUUGCUACAAGUUUCAAAUGUGCCAAAUUGACAAAUCCUUGUUAUUGCACUGUGGGAGACUCUUCCAGCAAUUCUGUAUCGAUACAUAUGUGAAGAUAGAAUCAGCAAGGCUGGAUUUUCAUCGAAAUAGGCAACGACAAAUCAGAACAGAUGUUUACCAAGGAAUUUUAGACAGCAUUGCAAAUGGAGAAACCUCUGCAUCAAACGUUAGUAAACGAAUAUAUUUGCCUGCUUCUUUUAUUGGAGGUCCUCGAGAUAUGAAACGAAUAUACAUGGACGCUAUGACCCUGGUUCAAAAGUAUGGAAAACCUGACAUAUUCUUAACAAUGACCUGUAAUCCAGCUUGGCCUGAGAUCAAGAAGCAUCUAUCUAAUGGCGAAGAAGCACACAACAGACCUGAUGUAACAUUAAGAGUAUUUCGCGCCAAACUAGAGAUGCUCAGAAAUGAUAUUAUCAAAAAAGGGCUUUUUGGCAAAGUUGCAACAUACACUUAUGUUAUAGAAUUUCAGAAAAGAGGCCUUCCACAUGCACAUUUUUUGAUAAUCCUUGCAAAUGGAUGCAAAUUGGACUCACCUGAAGCUUAUGAUCGAGUUAUAUCUGCAGAAUUACCGGAUCCAGCUUCUUUCCCUUACCUCCAUUCUAUUGUGGUUGCUCAUAUGUUGCAUGGACCAUGUGGAACAACUAAUAAAAACAGCCCAUGUAUGAAACAAAAUAGAAAAUGCAGAUUUGCCUAUCCAAAGGAGUUUGCUGAAUUCACAAGACAUAAUAAGGAUUCAUAUCCUCUUUACAUGCGCCGUCAUAAUGGAAACACUGUCACAGCUCAUCACUUCCAGUUUGACAAUCGUUGGGUUGUUUCCUACAAUCCAUACUUACUUGCCAAGUAUGAUUGUCACAUCAAUGUUGAAGUUUGUUCCACAAUUGAAGCUGUUAAAUAUAUUUACAAAUAUAUCUACAAAGGACACUCAAAGAUCCUGUAUCAGCUUAAUGAAGUAGAGAAUGAUGGAGCAAUUGACGAAAUAAAAAAUUUCCAAUCUGGACGUUGGAUAUGUGCACCUGAAGCAACAUGGCGAGUAUUUGCUUUCGACCUCAGUAACUUGAAUCCAUCUGUCAUGGCACUGCAGAUACAUUUAGAAGGAGAACAGUCAAUGGUUUUCAAUGAAGAUGAUAUUCUGGAGAGAGUUGCAGUGGAUGAACGAAUGUCACGAACUAUGCUGACAGAAUUUUUUUGGAUGAAUAGUGUAGAUGCACGUGCACAGGCCCUAAAAUGUCUUUAUAAAGAAUUUCCUCAGCAUUUUGUAUGGAAUGCAACUCACAGAAUAUGGGAACCGAGACAAAGAAGAAGCACAAUUGGAAGACUAACUACAGUGCAUCCAACUCAAGGUGAAAAGUACUACUUACGGAUGUUACUAAGGCAUGUCAAAGGGCCUAUGUCUUAUGAAAGUCUAAAACACAUUGGUUCACGAACAGCUUCAACUUUCAGAGAAGCUGCAGAAAUUCUAGGCUUAUUAAAGACUGAUGAUAGUGCAGAACAAUGUUUACUUGAAGUUAAAUUUGAACCAUACCUGUCUAAAGAUAUUUCUAGAGACAAGUCUUUAUCACCUGAGCAGACAAAACUAAAAGUUCUCCAGCUCAUUGACUCUCACCUGCAAUAUAUGGGCAAACAUCUUGCUGAUUUCAACAUAGCUGUCCUUGACACUAAUGCCUUUUCCAUUCAAAGAGACACACAAGAAAUAGAAGCCGAGCUCGACAUCAAAGUUUCUGCUGAAGACAUAGCAUUAGUUGCUCUUCUCAAUGAUCAUCAAUGA
Molecule: messenger RNA, 2640 nt
Organism: Coffea arabica (coffee)
Lineage: Eukaryota; Viridiplantae; Streptophyta; Magnoliopsida; Gentianales; Rubiaceae
Source: RefSeq, a predicted model, not a curated record